AGGGCCUCCGGCUCAGAGCAUUUAUAACAACUUGGAAUGCGGUGCUUUUCAACGCGCUCCGUCCCAACGGUGACUUCCCGGCGGCAACUUUCCGAUCUGGGCGAUCAUGUGCCCCUCGCCGUAACCCUCCCCACGCACCUGAUCGCUUCUCCUCGGCCUUCCUCACCUCCUGCUCGCCAUGGAGUCUCUGGCCUUCCCCAGUCGCCCGGGCCCGGCGGCUCCCUCUUCCGCCACCAACCUGGCCACGGAGCUCCCCCGGGCCCUGGGCGACAGGCUCAUCCAGUCGCCCAAGCCCCUGAUGAAGAAGCAGGCGGUGAAGCGACACCACCACAAGCACAACCUGCGGCACCGCUACGAGUUCCUGGAGACCUUGGGCAAGGGCACCUACGGGAAGGUGAAGAAGGCGCGCGAGAGCUCGGGGCGCCUGGUGGCCAUCAAAUCAAUCCGGAAAGACAAAAUCAAAGAUGAGCAAGAUCUGAAGCACAUACGACGGGAGAUCGAGAUCAUGUCGUCACUCAACCACCGCCACAUCAUUGCCAUCCAUGAAGUGUUUGAGAACAGCAGCAAGAUCGUGAUUGUCAUGGAGUACGCCAGCCGGGGAGACCUGUAUGACUACAUCAGCGAGCGGCAGCGGCUGAGCGAACGCGAAGCCCGGCAUUUCUUCCGGCAGAUUGUCUCUGCCGUGCAUUACUGCCACCAGAAUGGGAUUGUCCACCGAGAUCUCAAGUUGGAGAACAUCCUCUUAGAUGCCAAUGGAAAUAUCAAGAUCGCCGACUUUGGUCUCUCCAACCUCUACCACCAAGGCAAGUUCCUGCAGACAUUCUGUGGGAGCCCGCUCUAUGCGUCACCCGAGAUCGUCAACGGGAAACCUUACAUGGGCCCAGAGGUGGACAGCUGGUCCCUGGGUGUUCUCCUCUACAUCCUGGUGCAUGGCACCAUGCCCUUUGACGGGCAGGACCACAAGAUGCUGGUGAAGCAGAUCAGCAAUGGGGCGUACCGAGACCCACCCAAGCCCUCAGAUGCCUGUGGCCUGAUCCGGUGGCUCCUGAUGGUGAACCCCACCCGCCGGGCCACACUGGAGGAUGUAGCCACUCACUGGUGGGUCAACUGGGGCUACGCCACCCGUGUGGGGGAGCCGGAGGCUGUGCGCGAGGCUGGGCACUCCAGCAGUGACUCUGCCCGUGCCUCCGUGUCCGACUGGCUCCGCCGAUCCUCCCGCCCACUCCUGGAGAACGGGGCCAAGGUGUGCAGCUUCCUCAGGCAGCACGCGCCUGGGGGCAGUGGCAGCACAAUGCAGACACCUGGCCUGGAGCGCCAGCACUCGCUCAAGAAGUCCCGCAAGGAAAAUGACAUGGCCCGGUCUCUCCAGGACAACCUGGCUGAGGACUCCUGUCCUCGUCCUGGGAAGGGCAGCCUCAAGCUGCCAAAGGGCAUCCUCAAGAAGAGGGCGUCAUCCUCCUCGGAGGGGGCACAGACGGACGUGCAGGAGCCCAGCACUGUUCCUGAGGGCACCGGGCAGGCCGCCCCCCUGCUCCCCAAGAAGGGCAUCCUCAAGAAGUCUCGGCAGCGCGAGUCAGGCUACUAUUCCUCUCCAGAGCCCAGCGAGUCUGGGGAGCUCCUGGAUGCAGGUGAUGUGUUUGUGAGCAGGGACCAGGAUGAACAGCCACCGCCCCAGCCCCCGGGGCUGCUCUUCCAUCCCAAGGGCAUCCUCAAAGUCAACGGGAAGUUCUCCCGCACAGCCCUGGACCUCACAGCACCCACCACCUUCGGCUCCCUGGACCAGCUGGCCACUCCUCUCGCCCCAGCCCGGGCCAGCCGCCCCUCCCCAUCGGGGGCCGUGAGUGAGGACAGCAUCCUAUCCUCUGAGUCCUUUGACCAGCUGGACUUGCCUGAACGGCUCCCCGAGCCCCCUCUUCGGGGCUGCGUGUCUGUGGACAACCUCACGGGGCUUGAGGAACCCCCCUCCCAGGGCCCUGGCAGCCGCCUGAGGCGCUGGCAGCAGGACCCCCUGAGCAGUAGCUGCUUCUCCCUGACAGGCUGCCAGGAGGUGACGGAGGCCUACCGCCAGGCCCUGGGGGUCUGCUCCAAGCUCAGCUGAUGGUCCGGUCCUGGGGCGUUGGCCCAGCCCAGCCAGGCUCUAAGAUGCAGCUGGCUGCACUUGUGGGCACAGCACCUCCUCCCAGGACCCAAAUCUCAGCUGAGGGUCUGCAGUGGAGCCCUGGAUGGGAGAGGGGGUGAAUCCAGUGCUCCAAGGGUUCAGUGUCUUCUGCCUGAUGGAAGCAGGAAGGUGACAGAGGAAUGGGAAGGCAACAGCAUGGUCCAGGCGCCGUGUCUUGUAUCGUGGAAGGGCUGUGGGGACCUGGAAAGAGCGCUCCAUCCGGGUCUGCAUCCUGGUUGCCAUGAGUUUCGAUCCUGGUGCCUUCUAAACAUAGCCCCGCCCGGGCUCAUCCCUAUCAAAGUGGGCAGGGGCAGUCUUCACACCGUUCCACCCCACCAACCACGGGAGCUGGGGGUGCCUGGAGGACCCUGCCUCGUGCAUCCCAGGAGUAAAAACAGCCUCUGCUUCCUCAAAGGUUCUCUUUUCCCAUCCUCCGCUCCAAGUCCCGGCUACCUGAAGUGGCUGCUUAUGAAUUUAAAAGACUUGAAAAGGCUCAGGCUGCUGUUUGGCCUCACCUCAGGAGUCCAGGUUCCUCUGGACCCCACCUUGGACCUCAGAGACUCAAAGUUCUGUGCCUCUAAGCUGCUCCUGAAGUCUAGACUGUGGAUGUGUCUGUUUCUCUGGGCUUUCAGGGCCCUAGGAUGUCCUUAUUUAUUUUUAAAUAGUUUAUGUUCUCAACUCUGUUUUUUUAAAAAAAGGUGAAUCUUGCUGUUUUUCAUACUGUGAAUGCUAUGUUUGGUGGAGAUCCACUAUGACGUCUAAGUUCCUGUACGGAGAGGUAUUUUUGUUUCUUUGUUUUUUGGUUUUUUUGGUACCGAGGAUCAAACUCGGGUCCUUGCGCUUGUGAGGCAGGCAGCGGAACCACUGAGCUAAAUCCCCGGCCCCAGAGAGGUAUUUUUGCAGGAUGCCCCAUGAUCAGGAGAGGGAGUCUUUUACAAACCCAUAUGUUCUUUGCACUGUCUGGAAAUGGAUUGCUGGCUCCCUUCAUGCUGCGCCCUGAUGCUGUCUAUCCUCCUUUGUGGCCAGAAAAAAACACUCCAUUAAAACCAGAAUAGUGAUUUGAGAAAAGGCUUC
Heterocephalus glaber (naked mole-rat) is the source of this 3232-nucleotide messenger RNA. It is a transcript of the gene Nuak2, whose product is annotated as NUAK family kinase 2. The record is from RefSeq and is a predicted model, not a curated record. Gene Ontology annotation, molecular function: tau-protein kinase activity; ATP binding. Gene Ontology annotation, cellular component: cytoplasm. Lineage: Eukaryota; Metazoa; Chordata; Mammalia; Rodentia; Bathyergidae. Gene Ontology annotation, biological process: microtubule cytoskeleton organization; intracellular signal transduction; protein phosphorylation.